GCUUCUAGUUUUUAGGCUGACUUUUAGCAGAAAGGUUCUUGUAAGAUUGUUUCCAGAGCCUUUAAACUGCCCUCAGGGUGUGCAAGUUAAUUCUGCUACUUUGUGGUUCUCAUCUUUAGUAUCUUCCUUUUUUUAUUAAUUUAUUUUUUUCAAAGAUGCAAAGCCAAUAAAAACUGAGCUGCUAUUAAUGAAUUACUCUUGCUUUUGAAUCACAUCCCUGUUUUAAGUAUAACGAUAAUUGUUGCUUGUUUUUGUGCCCGCCUGACAUUCACUUUUUUUCUUUUUCUUUUUUUCUUCUUCCUUCCCUAGUGGAGUAUCAACUGUUGCUUUUCAUCAUCGUUUUUGUUGGUAGUUUUGCCAGUGACGUGACAUUGUUCUUUCCUUCUGAGUGUCUUCACUGUCUUGACUAUAUUGGUGUUGCUGAAAAUACUAUCCUUCACACUUCAAAGUCAACAAUGAGUCAGAAGGCAUCGGACAUGGACAAAUAUAUGGAUUUGUGUCAUGCUGCUAAGUUAAUUAAGCAGACCAGCAGUCACAUCUCAGCCACACCACCAACCACCCGUUGAUCACCAUGGAGAACGAACAGAAGCAAGUGUUAGACAUGCUCCAGCGACCCUUUCGUCUGCCAACUCGAAAAGAGGAGGAUCAUCCCAUUGUGUUUGAAGUGGGUACCCGUGUGGCAGGAAGCCAACCACCACCUCAGCCCCUUGCUCUUGCUCGCUCCAUUCCCAGAGGCACCGUCUUCUCUAUUUUCGUGAAGAGCCAUCGUCUGGCCGCUAAGGAACUUUGUGACUACUUCAUGGAGACAAGCAGUGUGACGGAGCUCAAGCAAAGGGUGGAUGAGAUGCAAGGAUUGGUCAAUGAGAGUCUUUUCAUCUUUGCCCUAUCCUUUGUAAUCAUCAGGAAGCCGGAGAUGAGACAUCUGCGCCUGCCUAGCAUUGUGGAAAUCUUCCCCAGCAUGUUUGUGCCAGUGACCACCGUGUCAGAGAUGGAACACGAGGCCAAGAAAUCCACCCCUGACCAAGAGAUCAUAGUAACAGAAUAUGGACCAGAGUUCUCCAGCACUCACCUCAAGCCUGAGCACCGAGUAGCCUACUGGCGUGAGGACUUUGGUAUUAAUUCCCACCACUGGCACUGGCAUCUUGUCUACCCUGUGGACCUUGGUGUGAGUAGGGACCGCAAGGGGGAGCUUUUCUUCUACAUGCACCAACAAAUGCUUGCUCGUUAUGACAUGGAUCGGCUGAGUGUCGGCCUGAACAGGGUGCAAAAACUGAGCAACUGGCGCAUCCCCAUCCCUGAUGGCUACUUCCCCAAGCUGACCAUCAACAACUCUGGCCAGACAUGGGGCUCCCGGCAGGACAAUACAUUAAUACAGGAAUAUAAGCGUGAAGAAUUUGGGUUGCUGCCAUUUGAUGUCUCUACCCUUGAGUUGUGGCACAGGAGGAUCAUGGAUGCCAUUCAUCAGGGCUAUCUUAUCAAUCGUGAUGAUAACCUGACAAGGCUCACAGACAAUGUCAAACCACCUGAGAAGCGUGGAAUUGACCUUCUUGGUGACAUAGUGGAAGCAGACAGCUACUUCAGCCUCAACAGUCUCUUCUACGGUGACCUGCACAACAUGGGGCAUGUCAUCAUUUCAGCCGCCCAUGACCCAGACAAUGCUCAUCGAGAGAACCUUGGAGUUAUGUCUCAGACAGCCACAGCCAUGAGGGACCCUGUGUUCUAUCGCUGGCACAAGUACAUUGAUGACAUCUUCCAGGAGUACAAGCUCACUCAGCCACCAUACACUGCUGAGGAACUGUCCCUGUCAUCAGUUGAGGUGGUGUCAGUGGCUGUAGAGAGCCGAGGCCAGAAAAACCAGCUUAUUACUGGCUGGAGCACUCGUGAUUUUGAGGCGAGUCGUGGACUGGACUUCAAUGCAGAUAAGCCAGUAAUAGUGCGACUCACCCAUCUCAACCAUCAUCCCUUUGUCUAUAGCAUCAAGGUUGUCAACAGUGGCAGUGUAUCAAAGGAAGUGACAGUGAGGAUCUUCAUGGCACCCAAACUUAAUGAAAGAGGAGUGGAGAUGAACUUCAUGGAACAGCGUCUCUUCUGGGCUGAGAUGGACCGCUUCACUCACGAUUUGAAGCCUGGCCCAAACCACAUUCUACGUUCCUCCACCUCCUCAUCUAUCACAAACUCAAAUGACUUCACCUUCCGUGACCUGGAGAAGCAGCCGAACCCAGGCGAACCAGAUGCUCCUGAAAACACCCUCUUUAAUUUCUGUGGGUGUGGCUGGCCCCAACACAUGCUACUGCCACGUGGGAAGCAAGAGGGAAUGUCCUUUGAGCUCUUUGUGAUGGUCACUGAUUGGAGUCAGGACAAGGUGGCACAGCCUGAUGGUGCCUGUUCCUGUUCUGCUGCUGCAUCAUUCUGUGGUAUUCUGGAUGCCCUCUACCCUGAUGCCCAGCCCAUGGGUUUCCCCUUCGACCGCCGCCCCUUGCCCAUGUUACUCAACAGACACGUGGAAAGGACCUCAGAUCUGACACGUCUCAGCAACAUAGCCAUGCAAGAUAUCACCAUCACCUUCACCAAUGCUAAGAUCACCCAGUAA
Molecule: messenger RNA, 2590 nt
Organism: Portunus trituberculatus (swimming crab)
Lineage: Eukaryota; Metazoa; Arthropoda; Malacostraca; Decapoda; Portunidae
Product: phenoloxidase 3-like
Exons: 15
Coding region: 572-2590 (672 amino acids)
Molecular function (GO): oxidoreductase activity
Source: RefSeq, a predicted model, not a curated record